This is a messenger RNA of Aaosphaeria arxii CBS 175.79, 819 nucleotides long. Its product is annotated as benzodiazepine receptor family protein-like protein. The record is from RefSeq and is a predicted model, not a curated record. The transcript has 2 exons. The coding region runs from base 25 to 594 and encodes 189 amino acids. Lineage: Eukaryota; Fungi; Ascomycota; Dothideomycetes; Pleosporales. Gene Ontology annotation, cellular component: mitochondrial outer membrane.
AAGCCCCUCACCUCAACCAUCACAAUGUCCUCCUUCCCGCCAAUCCCAUAUAUCCCGUCCCUGACGCUACCGGCGUUCCUCUUUGAGACCCCGGCCGCUAGCAUCUUGCUCCCCGUGCUAUCUGGCGUCACCGUAGGCUAUGCGAUCAGCCCCUCAGACACGAAGAACAUUUAUCGCCGGCUGAAGCAGCCACCGCUGCAUCCGCCUGCGUGGGUCUUCGGCCCCGUUUGGACUGCGCUCUAUGCGACCAUGGGAUAUACUGCCUACCGUGCCUGGACGACUGGAACCACUUCCCUGGACCUCGAAAAGUUCAAGCUUGCAAAGCAAGGCGCUACUCUUUAUACCAUUCAACUCGGCCUCAAUCUCCUGUGGACACCUCUUUUCUUCGGGUUGCAACGCCCAAUAGCGGCUACCGCGAAUAUUCUUGCCUUGGGAGGUGUGGUUGGCUCGCUGGCGUAUGUUUGGGGUCAGGUUGACCCAGUCUGUGGCUAUCUGCUUGCGCCGUACUUGGGAUGGCUGAGCUUUGCUACUUAUCUUUGCGCCGGAUGCGGCUAUCUUAAUAACUGGAAUUUCAGCCAUGCUAAAGAAGAAUAGAUGAUUGUUUGAGAAAUAAUAAAGGAUCUUCAAAAAAAAGUACUUUUUGUGUCAUCUUGAAUUGAAAUCCAAUUCUGUGACAAGUAGAUUAAUUCAUUAAAGCUAGAUAUUACACUCAUCGAGCAUUGUAGUCUAUCAUCUGUGUCUAAAAUAUGUCGUGCUCGUUGGCAAGCAAAACAGCAGCUGCAAUCGCAUUGAUCAAAGCUCAUCAAAUAUACGCAGUCG